This is a messenger RNA of Bacidia gigantensis, 4062 nucleotides long. RefSeq lists its product as uncharacterized. Gene Ontology annotation, molecular function: anaphase-promoting complex binding. The record is from RefSeq and is a predicted model, not a curated record. The transcript is spliced from 2 exons. Gene Ontology annotation, biological process: mitotic G2 DNA damage checkpoint signaling; activation of protein kinase activity; mitotic DNA replication checkpoint signaling. Lineage: Eukaryota; Fungi; Ascomycota; Lecanoromycetes; Lecanorales; Ramalinaceae. The coding region runs from base 1 to 4062 and encodes 1353 amino acids.
AUGUCGGAUCUCACCCUAACGUCCGAUGACGAACAUGCUGUCUUACCAGCUCAAUUGACUCCACGAAGCAAGAUCAAAGCUCUAAUAGCCGCAGUCGAUGAUGAUGAUGAUGAUUUGGGAACUGAAUCAGCUAAUGAUUUAAGACCUACAGACAGCCUACAGUGGUCAGCACCCUCUGCGAGCAAAGCAAAUCUCGCAAAUAAACACCACGAGGAGCCACGCACAAGGUCCAAUGGUUUUCCAGCGGACGAUGAGGAAGAUUCAUCACCAUUGAGGCCGCGAGGCAAGCUGACUGCCCGUCUCAAUAAUGGCGUGGCCAGUCCACAUUGUGAAUACGCAAGCGGAGGACAGGAUAGUGACAAAGAGAAUGCUUAUGCUCGGGUCAAGAAGCAGCUGAUGCGGAAGCGGCUCAAGACAAAUCGCAGUCCACCUGCAAUGCGCACAGCAAUAGACGUAGCAAAGAGGACUACGUCGCAGUCGCCGACAAGGCCUACUCAUGAGCAAGUCAAAUCUGUAAGAGGCUUGUCCAUGUCUCCCGCAAUCACAAAACAGGGAGUAUCACCUGGCUUGUUUCUUAGUCCCCGCCCAUCUGGUGCAUCUGCUAGGCAAACCCCCAUUGCCCAAGAAUUGGACAGUUCAGAUAGCGAUCUUCCAAGAAGUCCUCUAAAGAACAGUAAAUUCCUCGAACUCGCAGCCCGCAAGAGAGCAGAGCUUGAAGCUAAACGAGAUCGCAAAAAGAAUAAGAAAAGAUAUCGGAAAGGUUCGGUUGAAAUGGCGGAGAGAGGGAGUGCAACGUCCAGUGAGAUGGACUCGGAUGAUCAAGAAGCAGACCGAAAGCUUACGCAACACGACCGCCCAACGAGAAAAGCCAGCAAAAAGGCUUUAGAGGAAAUGAGCCGAGAGACCCAAAGAAUGAGCAGAAAUAUGCAAUUAGCACAUCAAGCGAGAACAAAAAAGAGAAUUUCGAAGGAGAGUCUACUCGCUCGCUUCAAUUUUGUUGUGCCGCAUGAUUCAGCCCAAGGCGAAUCAGCUGCACAUGUCGAGUCAGCCACGGCGAGCUCUCUGCCUGCCUCAGACCAUGAAAUUGUAGCACACAAAGAAACCCCUCCAACCAGCCCUCUGGAUACUGCCGAAUCAAUGCUAGACCCUCUUUCACAGGAGAAGGUCGAUAAAGAGCCACCAGCUAGUAAGAGGGAUUCAGCAACGACGGAAGGCCAGAUGGAAAAUGAGCUUCCGAAUAUGACUGAUCUGUUGAGCCAGCCGUUACUUACUUUGCAGAAAGAGAAAGCAGAGGAGGAAACACCACAGCCGCAGCUGGAGGCAAAGAAAACCCCCCAAUUCAAGUCCCAAAAGGCACCCGUAAGAGUGAAAACACCAAACUUUAUCCUAAAAGGCGAUGUCAACAUCAUCGAUUCUGACAGCGACCUAGAAGUGAUGCCAACAAAAGGCCAAGACACUCUCCGGGUAUUCGAACGCGUACCAAGGGCCGAGGACCAGGAUUUACGCCCUUUACAGACGUUGCGCGCUCUAGCACAUCUAAAUCCUUCCUCUGAUAACAAUGGCCGUAGGGUCAAGCCGUCCAUAUCUCUAGCUCACUUGCAGAUUUCACUGCAGAGAAGGGCGAGACAGCAGGCACUUGAGGAGCGUAAUGCUAAGAUCCAAGAUCUUAAAGCUCGAGGUAUUAUUGUUCAAACCGCAGAAGAAAAGGAAAAGGAACAGGUUGAGGUUGAGAAUUUGCUCGAAAAGGCGCGAAAAGACAACGAAAGACUCAGAGAACGCGAGAAGAGAGCAGCUCAAAGAGCGAAUAUUGCCAACGGUGAGACUAAUCGUACUGAUUUAAGUGGUGAGGACGAUGAGGACUACGAAGAAGGAAGUAUGCAUGAAGCUGACUUAGAGCUUUCGGACUCGGAAGACGAGGAAGUCAUUGAUGCGUCAGAAAUUGAAGCUGACCCUGAGGAUGACCAGGCGGAAGGAGCAGAUGAAGAUCGUAGUAAGACAGAUGGUAAUGCCCUCAUAAUGGAAGAAGCAUCAGAUGAUAGCCGCGACGACGCAGACAUUGACGCUGAUACCGGGACUGAGGACGCCUUUGAUAAUUUGGAAGUGCAACCUCGUCGAAGAAAUCGUAUGAUUAUUGACGAGGAUGAUGAAAACGAUUCAACUAACGUUUCAACUAAUGAUUUACGAUCCUUCCACACCAAUAUCGAUGAUGUUGUAUCACCAUCACGGACUACUACCGUUGAAGUCCCAAAGCUAUUCCAACAUAAGCAAGAUAGUAUGCCAAUGGGAAUGACACAAGCUUUUGCUGCGACCAUGGCUGACGAAGAAGACAACAGCGAUUCUCAAGAAUUGCUUGAGGCACUUGGGCCUCCUUUGGAACCUGAACUUCCAAUUCUGCAAGUGGAAGACUCGUUACGAGUGGUAGAGGAUACGCAAGAUCGUCUGCCACUGCUUGCCGCUGCGGACAGCAUGGAGCCUCUUAAAAUUGACCUCCAUACGUCUCAGAUACCCAUCGGGCAGAACAGCCUUGCCGAGACUCAAUCACUGGCCACCCAGUUUUCUGAAAUACCGGAUCCAACCCAAGAUGCUGGCUUUGUACUUUCAUCGCCUGCACCAGAACAGCGCUUUAUCUCUGAGCCGCCUUCUACGGUUGAUACCGUCAUUAUUCCAGGGGCCGGGGAUGGUUCACCAAGGCCCAAGAAACGCGGUCGCCUUCGGCGCAAGGCUAUGGCACCGGCAUCAGACGAGGAGAAAUCAGAAUCCGAACCAAAACCUCGAUCAAAAAAUGCUUUUGCUAUUAUGGAAAAGGCCCGGGAAAAGGCAGAAGCAAGGGCAUCGUUCGACAAAACGAAGAGUGAAGCGAAGGAGAUGGUUGAAGAGCAAGCCCAGGAAUCUGAAGACGAAUACGCUGGGCUAGGUGGAGCUAGUGAUGAUGAGAGUGCGGGUGAGGAUGAUGCCUUUGUCAAAGAAAUGAUCGACCAAGGAGAGGUGGAUGUAGACGAGGGAAAGCUAGCUGCUUUUUAUGCAGAUAAACAGCGGCUUGAAGACGGCAAGGCAGUCGAGAAGCUGUUCAAAGACAUUAAUAACGGCGGUCUUCGGCGCAAACGUAAUAACGACUUUGAUCUUUCGGAUUCCGAAGACGAAGCAGAAGCUCGUCGGCGGAGAAAGCAGAGAGAGUUUGCUAAGAUGCGCAAAGCUCUUCUUGAGAACGAGAACGUAGGCAAGAUUGCCGAAGACCCUAGGAAGAUGGCCUUCUUAAAGGCUCUUGAAGAUCGGGAUGGAGAAGAUGAUAAUGACUUUCUUAGUCGACCUGCCGAAGAGUCUUUCAGAAUCGAAAUAGAUACACAAGAGGAUGGAGAUUCUCAAUCUCAGAAACAAACCUUGGAUGAAUUACCCACCAAUGAGCCAAAGCGUCCUCUUCACGAAUCAAAUCAAGACAGGACAAACAUGCGUCCACCAGCAACAAGCCGCCGUACUCAUGCUCCAAAGAAACCCGCGUCCAUGUUGGAGAUUCGCGAAUCUGUUUCCUUCUUGGUCGAAGACCCUGGGGCUCAGAACACCGCUGAUACGUCAUCUUCAUCGGAGGACGAAGAAAAUCAACAACCGUCAGGUCGCGCUUCGCCCCAAAAUAACCGGCGCCGCACGAAGGCAAAUCCAGUGGUCGAUCGUCUGUUCUUGAAACGCCAGAGUUCCUCCUCUGCCUGGAAUAACAGCAAUGCAAACCUGGCUUUCCACGCUCCCACCACUUCCACCAACAACAGCUUCGUCCCUUCGCUCCUCCGCCGUGCUACCAGUUCAAGUCUCUCCAACUCAAAUUCCCAGGAUUCGCACGGCAUUAGCCAUCAUGCGACCACGGAAAGAGCAGCAGGAGGGGGCGAGAAGGGCGAUUUUGUGAGACGUGGGGGAACCAAAAAGAGUUCGGUGAAUUUCGCGGCAAGGGAGAUGCAGAGGAAGAGUGCGGUCGAUGGAGUUGAGAGAAGGAAAACGCAGCAGAGAGAACGUGCCGCGAGGGAGAGGGGAACUGGGUUGGUAGGAUUGUCCAGAUCGAGCACGUGGGAAGGCUAG